Molecule: messenger RNA, 2097 nt
Organism: Chanos chanos (milkfish)
Lineage: Eukaryota; Metazoa; Chordata; Actinopteri; Gonorynchiformes; Chanidae
Gene: ddx43
Product: DEAD (Asp-Glu-Ala-Asp) box polypeptide 43
Exons: 16
Coding region: 1-2097 (698 amino acids)
Molecular function (GO): RNA binding; ATP binding; RNA helicase activity
Source: RefSeq, a predicted model, not a curated record
AUGUCGGAUUGGGAAGAUGAUUAUGAUGAAAAUGGAAUCGCAAUUGAAAAGCCCUCUGAGAAAACAGAAUUUAAAUUUCCAGCAAUUAGAGGGACAACUGACGUAUGCGUUGGCGGUAAACGUGUUAGCGGAGAGCUACACUGGAAAGUUGACAGAAAUGGCUCGCAGUGGCGGAACUGGAAGGACAGUAAAUUCAAUUCGGAUUUUGGUGACCGCAAGUUGUCCAGAAAUGGAGAACAUGGCCGCGAUAGGGAAGAACGACCCCGGACUGGUGGAAAGAGAACGGGGUCAUCUUCACCUGUGUCCCUCACAGUGGAGAACUCCUCAAUUGGGAGGGUAAUAGGCCGAGGUGGUGCAAAAAUUCGUGAACUUGAGGAGAAUAGUGGCACCAAGAUAAAGAUUAAUCGCGGAGACUAUGAAGGAGAACUGCUUAUCUUCGGUAGCCAUGAUGCUCAGGAAAAAGCCAGAGAGAUGAUCGAGAAGAUUGUGUUGGGUGAUUCAGACGGUGGCCGUGGAUUUCGUAAUGGACACGCUUGCUCCUCGGCCAGAAGAGACUCCUGCUGGCCAGCGUCGGCACUGCAGGCCCCCGUGGCACCAGCUCCGGCUCCCAUAGACUGGGCUGCUAUGAGGGAGAACCGUCACAAAUACGAGGCCCUGAAAUGGCAGGAUCUCCCCCCAAUAAAAAAGGAUUUCUACAGGGAGGCUGAGUGUGUGGGCAGGCGUAGUGUGGAGGAGGUGCAGGCCUGGAGAAAAGACAACAACAAUAUUUUUGUGGAUGACCUGAAGGAGAAAGAGAAAAGAGCCAUUCCUAACCCUGUGCACACAUUUGAGGAGGCUUUUUCUCCCUACCCGGGUAUUAUGGAGAACAUUAUCCGGGUGGGGUUUCAGAAGCCAACCCCGAUUCAGUCCCAGGCCUGGCCUAUAGUUCUGAGUGGGCUGGACCUGAUUGGAAUAGCCCAGACAGGCACUGGAAAGACCCUGGCCUAUCUGCUCCCUGGCUUCAUUCACAUGGACCAGCAACCUCUGCGGAGAGACAAGCGGGAAGGCCCUGGUAUGUUAGUGCUGACACCCACCCGAGAACUGGCACUCCAGAUAGAGUCUGAGUGUAACAAGUACAGCUACAAGGGUUUCAGAAGUGUCUGUGUGUACGGCGGAGGAGACCGGAGAGGGCAGAUUAACGCGGUCAGCGGCGGCGUGGACAUCGUCAUCGCCACCCCGGGACGACUAAACGACCUGCAGAUGAACGGACUCAUCAACCUGCGCUCCGUCACGUACCUGGUGUUGGAUGAAGCAGAUCGUAUGUUGGAUAUGGGAUUCGAACCACAAAUUAUGAAAAUAAUUCUGGAUAUUCGCCCAGACAGGCAGACAGUCAUGACCAGUGCCACCUGGCCUUCGGGCGUGAGGCGUCUGGCCAAGUCUUACCUCACAGACCCUAUGAUGGUCUACGUUGGUACCCUCGACCUUGCAGCAGUGAACACAGUGGAGCAGAGAGUGCUUUUUGUUCAGGAGGAGGAGAAAAAAGCAUACGUUUUUGAUUUCAUCCACAACAUGGAACCCCAGGACAAAGUCCUGAUAUUCGUAGGGAAAAAAAUCGUAGCGGACGACCUGUCCAGCGAUCUGUGUCUGAGGGGCAUAGCCGUUCAGUCUCUGCAUGGAGACAGGGAGCAGAGUGACCGUGAGGAGGCCCUGCAGGACUUUAAAGACGGCCGUGUGCGUAUUCUUGUGGCCACGGAUCUGGCCUCGAGAGGACUGGAUGUCCACGACAUCACACAUGUCUUCAACUACGACUUUCCACGGAAUAUUGAGGAGUACGUCCAUCGAGUGGGCCGGACAGGGCGCGCAGGGCGGUGUGGGGCCUCCGUUACCCUGGUAACAAGGGCAGACUGGAAGAUGGCGAGUGAACUUAUUCACAUCCUUGAGAGAGCUGGCCAGGAUGUUCCAGAAGAACUGGUUUUGAUGGCGGAGCGGUAUGACAAACAUCAGCGAGAGAAGGAGCUGAUGGCUCCCAGAGCGAGGGGUGACGGGGGAGGAAGACGAGGAAGAGGAGGCAGGGGUGGGAGAAGUGUGUUCGGGACAGACUCACACUGGGGCGUGUGA